This is a messenger RNA of Nematostella vectensis (starlet sea anemone), 3074 nucleotides long. Its product is annotated as flavin-containing monooxygenase 5. Gene Ontology annotation, molecular function: NADP binding; flavin adenine dinucleotide binding; N,N-dimethylaniline monooxygenase activity. The transcript has 3 exons. The coding region runs from base 1 to 1587 and encodes 528 amino acids. The record is from RefSeq and is a predicted model, not a curated record. NCBI's taxonomy places the organism in Eukaryota, Metazoa, Cnidaria, Anthozoa, Actiniaria, Edwardsiidae.
AUGAAGGUAGCGAUUAUCGGGUCAGGAGCCAGUGGUCUUGUAUCAAUGAAAUCGUGUAUCGAUGAAGGGAUAGAGCCCGUCUGCUUCGAGCAAGAAGAUUCCAUUGGCGGACUGUGGCACUUCACCCCAGAAGAGCGACACAGCUCAGUCUACCGCUCCAUCGUCAUCAACACCAGCAAGGAAAUGAUGUGUUUCUCGGAUUUCCCAAUACCCAAGGAUUAUCCCCCAUUUAUGCACCACUCAUACGUCAUGAAAUACUUCCACCUUUUCGCCAGGCACUUUGAUUUGUACAAGUACAUUCGCUAUAGAACCAAAGUGUUGGAAGUAAAAAAGACGGACGACUUUAACGACACUGGGAACUGGGAGUUGAGCUAUGUGUCGCUGGAAGAUACGACCAAGGUGAAGAGAGAAGUUUUUAAUGGUGUAAUGGUGUGCGUGGGGCACCAUUCCAAGCCUUAUUGGCCAGUGUUCCCUGCAAUGCAUAAGUUCUGUGGAGUCAAAAUGCAUAGCCAUGCCUACAAGGAUUUCCGAGGGUUUGAGGGAAAGACCGUCGUGGUUAUAGGUGUUGGUAAUUCUGGUGGUGAUAUUGCUGUUGAACUCAGCCGGCACAACUGCAAAGUAUACCUGAGCACGAGACGAGGAACCUACGUCCUGUCCCGCUUGCAUGACAGUGGGGUCCCUUUUGACUACUGGGCCAACUGCCGCGCCCUUUUCACACUCCCUAGAUUCCUCAAAUCUGCAGUAAUCAAAUCGCGCAUCAACAAGAAAGUUGAUCACAGGAAACUUGGCUUGCAACCUGAUUAUCACCCAACCUCACAGCACCCCACAGUCAAUGAUGAUCUUCCCAACCGUAUCAUGAAUGGAACAGUCACUGUAAAGCCAAAUGUUUCUACAUUUACAGAAACAGGUGUGGAAUUUGAGGAUGGGACUGGCGACGAUGCUGUUGAUGUUGUGAUUUUCUGCACGGGCUACAGCAUUGGCUUCAACUGUAUUGACCAAUCAAUUCUUCCUGUUUGUGAAAAUGAUGUCACAUUGUAUAAGUAUGUGUUUCCUCCUCAUCUGUCUAAACCAACACUGGCUGUGUUAGGUUGCUUUCAGCCACUCGGUGCCAUAAACCCAGUGGUUGAUCUACAGAGCCGCUGGGUUGUACAGGUGUUCAAAGGUAUGAAGCAUCUCCCACCAAAGGAGAUUAUGAUGGAAGAUAUAAUGAAAAAGAAAAAAGACAUGGCUGGUCGUUACUAUGCAUCACGGAGACACACAAUCCAGGUGGAUUAUGUUGCAUACAGUGACGAGCUGGCGACUUUGAUAGGCUGUAAGCCGUCUCUAUGGAAACUCUUAGUGACAGACCCCACCUUAGCUAUCCAGUGCUUUUUUGGGCCUUGCACCCCACCCCAGUUCCGCUUGGAGGGGCCAGGGGCAUGGCCAGGGGCCAGAGAAGCCAUCAUGAAGGCGAGCGCUAAUUGUCUCUAUUUAACAAAAUCACGAGUGUUAGAGAAAAAAGGCAGACAGAAAAACAAAGUUAGUGUGCUUGUGAAGGUGGCAUUGCUGGUUGUGCUUCUGGCCAUCUUAUGGGCUUGCUUGUGGUAAAACGACUUCAAUAAUCAAUCAACCCUCGUAGCCCUCAUAAUUUUUAUUUGACUUUUAUUUUUAAUUUGGGCUUACCAGAUGAACCUUACUAUUCAGGCCUGUAGCUAAAAAAAGUUUUUUUAAUGGUUGGACACAGUCUUUUGUAAGUCGCAUUUAUCUGUAUCAUUUAUCUGGAAAUAUCCAUCUGCUUUUUUUUGUGAAUUCAACUCGUAGCCAGGGGGUCAGUGGGUUUAACCCAUUCACUCCUGAAUACUUUUGACCAAAAAUUUGAGUAAAACAUACUGAAAACACCCCCCCCCCCCCCCUAUUUCAAGUCCCACACUACCUGUCAAGUUAAGAUACCACUGUCCCAAGAUGGUGUCUCUCCAGUCUAGCGAAGGCACUGCUACAGCCUUUUGCUGAAAACAGUUUUGUUUGUAAUUUGGGGUCAGUACGCAGCUCUUACAAGCUGCAAUUUGAUUGGGCAAAUGAACAAUAUCCGCACCUCGACACAAAGAACGAGAAGAAUAAAGACAAAAGAACUCCUUUGUAGAACAAAGAUAAUAGGAGACAAAGCAGCUACGUACUUACUCGUAAUUUGCUGAAAAGUUACAGCAACAAGUCUAUUAUAAAUAAUUCAGGCACAUUCCCAGAAUUGGCCGAGGGGGUGCACAAUAAUAGGUAUCAUAUGGAAAAAGCAUAAGAUUCCCCAAGAAAGAAAUGACCUACUUUUUGGCUACAAAAGUGGGGUGCGUGUGUUCCCUACAACCCCCCCCUGUGAACGCACCUGUAAUUUAUGCUGUGCUUAUGGAUGUUUGCAUGCUGAGGUUGACCCAAUGGGAUAAUUUCUUGUUUGGGCUUCACUGCGUGAGAAAGAAAUUUUCUAGUUUAUGGCCUCAUACUCUCCACCAUCAAUGCUACCCAACCUUAUUCAGAAAUUGUUUUCAGGCUUAUUCUGGCUUCCUUGAACCUGAAAAUGUUUUGUUAUGCUUUGGGACAAAGAUACUAAAAAACUGUGGGAGGAGUUUAGCCGCCUCUCUGUCAAGGUGUUUCUAAGACUCUCAUGAUGCAGUGCAGGCAUUUAAUGUGGCUCGCUUCUAAUAAAGGUCUUAGCAUUGAUUAUUGUGGCUGGUGGUUGUAAAAUGGGACCUGAUGGAGCACAAUAAAGGUAUCUAUUUGUGCCUUGAUCUGUGUUUGCUUGUCUUUAUUCUUAGUUCGGAAUUUCGUCUUUUAUGGUGAGAAAUGCUUCUGAGUUUGAGCAUUUGUUUACGAAAGUUGAUAUUUUGACAACGGAGUCAAUUAUACUAAAUUGCUUCGAUGCGCUUUUGAAGGUCAUCUAUGUCUUGGAUGAAUCCUUUAGUAUCCGAUUCCGGUGAUGCUUAGCCACAGGCAGCCCAAGGCUACAGUCAGUAGUACUACACUAGUAAGAAACACAAUUCGUAGUGGGCUUCAAACUUGCUAUAUUAAUAUUCUAUCGGCAAAAUUGAAAUAAAGACUCAAACACAAUA